GAGGAUCGUGUAGCAAGGCGCAUGCAAUAGCAAGACAAACGAGAGGUGCUGAGGUAGAAGGAGAGCCUGAAGGUCCUGAUAGGAACGACUUGUGCUGAGCUACAUUAGGAUAUUCUUGAACCAAGCUCGCUGUUUUGGUCUGUCUUGGCCUGCUCAGGACUGGAGUCAAGCAUAUUUAUUCUCCGACUGGUCUCUCCGACGUUUUCACCAGAGACACAGAUUCUCUAGACAUGUCAGAUUCUGAACAGAAUCUCCAAGAUUCUUUUGCUGUAAGGAGGAUGUAUCUUCGAUCCAACUUGUCUUCUAGUGGGUCCUAUUCGAGCAGCGCGUCGUCCUCUCUAGGCACUCUAUCUCCAGUGUACCCGGCACAGAUUCGACCUGCUUCAUCAUGCUUUGAUGGCCGCAUCACGAUUCCGAAAAGGUUCCAGUUUGCAACGGCAUCCAGGUCUCGCAGGACAACCUUGCCCACUGGAGCUAUUCCUGGGAAGAACGAGCUUGGAACCUCUUUGCAAGCUCGGAUCAAGGAGAGAAGUGUUUUCCUCAACCCGCCGAAAGAGCACAGGUACGUCAACCAUGCUCUGCAGGGAAGCAUCAGGAUUGCUUUCGAUCAAGUGGAGCCACCUAUACCUGCCGCCAAGAGGCCUGAGUUUCAACGAUGUGCUGUGGCACAAUUCCGUGGCGGGGUCUUCCCUCGCUCACAAGCUGGAUGCCCUCCAUACGUUCCGUAGAUGUUUGUUGAUGUAGUUUUCUGUACAUAAUCAGUUUCUUGAUAAACUGAUGUUCUUAUGUC
Messenger RNA from Guillardia theta CCMP2712, 790 nucleotides. RefSeq lists its product as hypothetical. The coding region runs from base 231 to 728 and encodes 165 amino acids. The transcript has a single exon. Lineage: Eukaryota; Cryptophyceae; Pyrenomonadales; Geminigeraceae. The record is from RefSeq and is a predicted model, not a curated record.